UCGGUGAAGGGAACCCAGCGGUUUGCUCCCCAUUAAGGAGAAGAUCAAGAUCCGAUUCCCAGCUGCACGCAGAGGACGGGGGUUGCCGUGGGUCUCUCCGUCUGGCUUUCGGAGCCCUCGCUGCUGCAGGGUCAGAGCAGAACUGCCUUCUCCGAGCUGCUUUCCUGUCCUGUUUGUAGCUCAGAGAUCGCCUCCCCCCUCCUCGCACCAUUUCUGUUUUGUUUGGUUGGUUUAGCUUUAUUUUUCUCUCCCCUUUUUGUCUUUUCCCCCCCCCCCCUUCGUUUAUUAUUAUUAUUAUUAUUAUUAUUAUAAUUAUUUGAUUUGGGUAAAUUGCCUUCCUGAAACGAAAAUAUUAACUCUGCGGUCGAAAUCCAUGCCCCCCUGCCAUUCGGAAGAACCGGGUCUAAUAUGCCAGUGACAUCUCCGCCUUGCAGCAGUCGCGAUGAAGGAAAAAUCCAAGAAUGCGGCAAAGACUAGACGGGAAAAAGAAAAUGGAGAAUUCUACGAACUGGCCAAACUCCUGCCCCUGCCCUCGGCCAUCACCUCGCAGCUGGACAAGGCGUCCAUCAUCCGCCUCACCACCAGCUACCUGAAAAUGCGAGCCGUCUUCCCCGAAGGUCUGGGCGACGCCUGGGGACAGCCGAGCAGGAUCGGCCCUUUGGAUAACGUGGCCAUGGAGCUGGGAUCCCAUUUGCUUCAGACUUUGGAUGGCUUUGUUUUCGUCGUGGCAUCCGAUGGCAAAAUAAUGUACAUUUCUGAAACAGCAUCUGUGCACCUUGGCCUGUCCCAGGUGGAGCUCACUGGAAACAGCAUUUAUGAGUACAUCCACCCCUCGGACCACGAUGAGAUGACUGCUGUCCUCACUGCCCACCAGCCUCUGCAUCCUCACCUCCUGCAAGAAUAUGAAAUCGAGAGAUCCUUCUUCCUGAGGAUGAAGUGUGUCCUGGCCAAGAGGAACGCAGGCCUGACCUGCAGUGGCUACAAGGUGAUCCACUGCAGUGGCUACUUGAAGAUCCGCCAGUACAUGCUGGACAUGUCCCUGUACGACUCCUGUUACCAAAUCGUGGGGCUGGUGGCCGUGGGGCAAUCUUUGCCUCCCAGUGCAAUCACUGAGAUCAAGCUCCACAGCAACAUGUUUAUGUUCAGAGCCAGCUUGGAUUUAAAACUGAUUUUCCUCGAUUCCAGGGUCACGGAAUUAACUGGAUAUGAACCCCAGGAUCUGAUAGAGAAAACCCUCUACCACCAUGUCCACGGCUGUGACGUUUUCCAUCUGCGAUACGCUCACCACCUGUUGCUGGUGAAAGGCCAAGUGACCACCAAGUACUACCGGCUGCUGUCCAAGCAGGGAGGCUGGGUGUGGGUGCAGAGCUAUGCCACCAUCGUGCACAACAGCCGUUCGUCACGGCCUCACUGCAUAGUGAGUGUCAAUUAUGUCCUUACAGAUAUUGAGUACAAGGAACUUCAGUUGUCACUGGACCAGGUUACCAUUUCCAAGUCACAGUUUUCAUGCAGAAACUCAGUACCUACCUCGCAGGAAGCAAGGAAAAUAGUAAAACCCAAAAGUAAUAAAAUGAAGGCAAAACUCAGAACAACACCUUACCCGCCACAGCAAUACAGCUCGUUCCAAGCAGACAAACUGGAAUGCAGCCAGGUGGGGAGCUGGCGCUCCAGCCCCGCCGCCAGCGCCGCCGCCCUUCAGGAACAGAACUUCCAUUCAGAGAGCAGCGAACUCCUGUACGCCCCUCCCUACAGCCUGCCCUUCUCCUACCACUAUGGACACUUCCCUGUGGAUUCCCACGUCUUCAGUGGCAAGAAGCAAAUGCUGCCUGCAAAAUUCGGGCAGGCCCAAGGGGCGCCCUGCGAGGUGGCGCGGUUCUUCCUGGGCGCGCUGCAGACCAACGGCGAGUGCCAGUGGCACUAUGCCAACUCCCUGGUUCCCAGCAGCCAGUCACCCUCCAAAAGCCUUCCCGAGCAGCCAGUAAACAUCAUCAGGCACAACCUUGCACAGAGCUAUGAAGUGCCACUGUCCAACAGGAGGUACAACCAGGACGCUCUGCCCGAGGCCUUCCCGAGCUGCACGGCGCCCGUGCCGGGCCGCUACAAAGAGGAGCUCUACGACUCUUCCAUCAUGAAACACAACAAAACAGAGCCCAGGAUCCAGGCCCCCGCCCACCUCAUCAAAGAGGAAAACAAGCUGGCUUUUACCAGAGACCUGCCAGAAAAAAUGGCCAUCAACGAGGCCUCUUUCUCCAACUCCUUGCUGCCCAAAUCCGAGUGCUGCCAGGCCAAAGCCGUGGGACAGCUGAGCCACCUGCUGCCCGUGCCCUCGGUCUACGAGCAGAGCAGGAGGAUUUGUGUCAAAGACCCCAAAUUUGGGCACAUCAGCCACCACCCAGGCAGCCUGGAGGAGCUGGACGAGAGGAUGAGCGUGAAGCUCGACCACGAGGCCGAUGGCGAGCGGCUGAUGGAUGUGAGGCCCUCGGGCCAAGUCCCCUUCGUGCUCCUCAACUACCACCACGUGCUGGCCAAGCACGGAGCUUUCCAAACUUCCCCCUGCACGGCCACGGGACACGUGGGGGAAAAUUACUCCUACAACUCUGAGGAAGUCAAUGCGUUCAUUUACAAAAACCAAAGCCCUUCCUCGGCUUCUUCUCCGGAAACCCACAAGGAAUCUGCACUACCCCAUUAUAUUGGGACUUCUGUCAUCAUUGCCAACGGCAGGUGACGGUAGCACAGGAGGGUUCUGUGUUUAAUUAAGAAACCAAACUGUAAUGAUUUGCAAGAAAAAGAAAAAAAAAAAAA
Messenger RNA from Motacilla alba alba, 2802 nucleotides. It is a transcript of the gene SIM2, whose product is annotated as SIM bHLH transcription factor 2. Gene Ontology annotation, biological process: regulation of transcription by RNA polymerase II. Lineage: Eukaryota; Metazoa; Chordata; Aves; Passeriformes; Motacillidae. The record is from RefSeq and is a predicted model, not a curated record. Bases 443 to 2725 code for a protein of 760 amino acids. Gene Ontology annotation, molecular function: protein dimerization activity; DNA-binding transcription factor activity, RNA polymerase II-specific; RNA polymerase II transcription regulatory region sequence-specific DNA binding. The transcript has 11 exons.